UUUUGCUAAUUGACAAUUAAUAACAAAAUGUCAAUUGUGUGUGCGGUAUCUAGAAUUUUACAAACAAAAACAAUAAUAAGCAUCAAUCAAAAGUGCUUUACUCGUGCUUUUUCAAUAUUGCCACGAUCAAAUAAAAAUCAGGAUAGUAAUUUCAAAAGGAAAUAUUUUUUUCGGAGUGUUUUAUCAGUAGCUGCUGGUGUUAUAGGUUAUGUGAGUUUAAAUGAUAAAGUUAAAAGUGCUGUGCCGUUGUCUGGAAGACGGGAUCAAUUUAACUUUAUUGCCGAUGUCGUGGCUGUGUCUGCUCCUUCAGUUGUGUAUAUUGAAAUACAAGAUGGAAGAAGAUUCGACAUAUACUCAGGCAAACCAAUUCCUAUUUCAAAUGGCUCUGGCUUUAUCGUGAAGGAAGAUGGGUUGAUACUUACAAAUGCUCAUGUUGUUAUUAAUAAACCAAAUGCUGUUGUAAAUGUAAGAUUAAUGAAUGGCUCCAUUCACACAGGAUUUGUGGAAGAUUAUGAUGUGAAAUCAGAUCUAGCAACAGUAAGGAUACCUGUAAAAAACCUACCAAUCAUGAAACUGGGUACAUCUGCUGAUUUGCGACCUGGCGAGUGGGUAGUUGCAAUGGGCAGUCCGCUAGCUUUAAGUAAUACUGUGACUGCUGGUGUGAUCAGCUCUACACAAAGGCCCAGUAAAGAGUUAGGACUGCAAGGUAACGACAUGGUGUACAUACAAACAGACGCGCCUAUAACAUUUGGUAAUAGUGGAGGUCCUCUAGUAAACCUGGACGGAGAAGCUAUUGGCAUCAACAGUAUGAAAGUGACCUCCGGAAUAUCAUUUGCUAUCCCUAUUGAUUAUGUCAAAGAUUUCUUGGAAAAGCGCAAAGCGAAAUCACCGAAAGUAUCGAAAAAGUACCUCGGCAUUACACUCCUCUCUCUGACUCCGAACAUAUUGAUGGAAUUAAGAAUGCGUAAUCCAGGGAUGCCGUCGGAUAUUACACACGGAAUCCUGGUUUGGAAAGUAAUCAUCGGUUCACCUGCUUAUAUUGGCGGACUUCAGCCGGGCGAUAUAGUUACUCACAUAAAUGGUACCCCAGUCAACAGUGCCACAGAACUGUACGACAUUUUAGAAAAAUCAUCGGGAAAACUUAGUCUGCAAGUGGUGCGAGGAGUACUUCGAAUUACAAUUAUUGUUACACCCGAGUUACAAUAUUAAAUAAUGCGUUAA
Molecule: messenger RNA, 1221 nt
Organism: Leptidea sinapis
Lineage: Eukaryota; Metazoa; Arthropoda; Insecta; Lepidoptera; Pieridae
Gene: HtrA2
Product: serine protease HTRA2, mitochondrial
Exons: 7
Coding region: 28-1209 (393 amino acids)
Biological process (GO): programmed cell death; positive regulation of apoptotic process; proteolysis
Molecular function (GO): protein binding; serine-type endopeptidase activity
Source: RefSeq, a predicted model, not a curated record